This is a messenger RNA of Prorocentrum cordatum, 609 nucleotides long. NCBI's taxonomy places the organism in Eukaryota, Dinophyceae, Prorocentrales, Prorocentraceae. The record is from the annotation of a GenBank genome assembly.
GAGCGCCAGGCCUCCCGGGGGCUGGCGCGCGCCGGCCUGGGUCUGCGGCGGCUGGAGGCGCACGCGGCGGGCGCGUACCUGGCCAGCCUCGGCGCCACGCGGCGUUUGUGCUCGGAGCUGCUCCCGCAGUCUGCCAGCGCGCGCCCUGACGCCGUGGACACGGCGAGGCAGAAGGACCUUUCUGCUGCGCUUGGCGACCACUGCCACCAGCUCUUCUUCGAGAACCUCGGGGCAGCCGACCGCGCGGUCGCGCCAAACGAGAAGCUGGGGCUGCUCUUCGAGCCGGAAGAGUUCCUCACCGAGCUGCGGAGGCGGCUUCUGCUCCAGGUCUAUGACACGGGCUAUUUCUGCCCUUGCUGCGAUGUGCCUCGCGACCGGCACGGGCGCCACGCUGGCCUCUGCGCUGGCGUGGGAGACCGGGUGUGCCCGCGCAACGCCGCGCGCAACCUGGUAGGGCGAUUCGCCGCUGCAGCCGGCUGCAACCCAGAGCUGGAGAGGCCGGAGCUCUUGCCACCGCGCCCAGACGACGACCGCGCUUUCGGCCGUCGCCCCGCCGACGUGCACAUCCCGAGCUGGCACCGAGGCACGCCUGCCGCCUACGACUUCGCG